AUGCUCUCCAAGCUAUUACGAACAAGCUCUUCAAAGCCGGAGCAGCUUAAGAAGAUCCAUGCGCUUGUGCUAACGUCCGGUCUCUCUGUCAAGAAGAGCCUCUUAACUCAACUGUUAGAUAAACUUAUAGUUGUAGGCAACAUGUGUUACGCACGCCAGAUGUUCGACGAAAUGCACAAGCCAAGGAUUUUUCUUUGGAACACUCUUUUCAAAGGGUACGUUGAAAACCAGUUCCCCUUUGAAAGUGUCAUGCUUUAUAAAAAAAUGCGUAGUCUUGAUGUUCGUCCUGAUGAGUUUACUUACCCGUUUGUGGCGAAGGCGAUCUCUCAGCUUGGGGUUUUGCCCUGUGGCUUUACCUCUCAUGCCCAUGUGGUGAAAUACGGUUUUGAGUCUCUUGGGAUCGUUGCAACUGAGCUGGUGAUGAUGUACAUGAAUUUUGGUGAAUUGAGUUCGGCUGAGUUCUUGUUUGAGUCUAUGCAAGACAAAGAUUUAGUGGCUUGGAAUGCGUUUAUUGCAGCUUGCGUUCAAACGAGAAACUCGGCUAUAGCUCUUGAGUAUUACCACAAAUUGUGUGCGGGUGAUGUUCGGUUUGAUUCUUUUACAGUCUUAGGCUAA
This is a messenger RNA of Thlaspi arvense, 615 nucleotides long. The record is from the annotation of a GenBank genome assembly. Lineage: Eukaryota; Viridiplantae; Streptophyta; Magnoliopsida; Brassicales; Brassicaceae.